Schistosoma mattheei is the source of this 1037-nucleotide messenger RNA. NCBI's taxonomy places the organism in Eukaryota, Metazoa, Platyhelminthes, Trematoda, Strigeidida, Schistosomatidae. The record is from the annotation of a GenBank genome assembly.
AUGUGUUGGAAGGGGUCAUCUUUAAUGUGCGUAAAGUGUGUAUUGUUGUGUUUGAAUGUCAUAUUUAUACUGAUUGGGCUUUCGUCUAUCGUGAUAGCUUGUUGGGCCCUAUUUUGGCCCCAAAUAUUUCUGGAUAUUAUGGGACCUCAUUUGUUAAGAAUAUCAGCAUAUUCAACUAUAUCCAUUGGAGGAGUCAUUUUGCUACUCUCAAUUUUAGGAUGCGCAGGGGCUGCACUUGAAAAUCGCUGCAUUUUGGUUACGUUCUUCACACUACUUUGUGGCUUGUUCAUGGCUUGUUUGGUUAUUGGAACCCUAGCAACUGUAUUUAGAAGAGACUUAAUUAUACUUAUGGUUAAUCGGAUGAGUAUUGCCGUACAGCAAGAUUACGGAAAUUCAGACUUCUGGACGGAACUACUUGAUCUCCUUCAGUCAAGGUUGAAAUGUUGUGCUGUUGAAGAUAAUCAAGCAGAUUUAUAUCUUCGUUCUGUUUGGUAUUCACGUCAAAUACAUCAGUCUUCAGUAUUUGGAACAAAUUCAAUACGUUUAUUAUCUCAAGAAUAUGAUAAUAAUUUAGGAAUACCAAGUGUAGUAAAUGUUCCAGUGUCAUGUUGUGUAUAUUCAUUGGAAACUAAAGAAUUUUCUAAUCGUACCGCUUGUCAAAUUGGUUCUUUAAAAUCUAAUUUAAAUCCAUAUCUUAAUCCUCAUCCUCCCAAAUGACUGCAUCUUUUUAUGCCAUUUUCAACAGUCAUUAUCACUACUAUUGUGAUUACCAUUAUUAUGAUUACUUUAUUUACCAUUGUCUUUUAGCAGUUAUUUUUUCCACUCUAAAUUGCAAUAAUCAGACAACGUUUUUGUAGUCGAUUACGUCACGACCUCUCUUUCUCUCUUUCCCGUUUAUUCUAUUCAUCCAUCCAAUAAAUUUGUAACAAAACAAUAGUGAAUUAACUCACACAUUAAAUAAUAUUUGUAAAACAUUUUAUUUCUUCAUAGAAAUCAUUUCACAUGUGAAAAUCUUGAGUACGACAAAUGAAGUGAAU